Oppiella nova is the source of this 573-nucleotide messenger RNA. The record is from the annotation of a GenBank genome assembly. Lineage: Eukaryota; Metazoa; Arthropoda; Arachnida; Sarcoptiformes; Oppiidae.
AUGAAUGACAAGAAAUGCGUAAAACUUGAUCUCUAUAUCGAUGACGAAGAAGUACUCCAUCAGAGCAACGAUGAAAGUGCCGACGAAGUGCUGUGUCUGCGGAUACUGAGCUCACAAACAAAGUACAGAUUCGGUGGACUCAAAGUGCAUAUCGAGAGUCCCGUCUUCAACAUCGGGAAGAUAUUUAACGUCGAGUUCGACGAGGACUCGGAGGUGGCGCUCAUUAAGAGCCAAAAGGAGGCCCUCCACGGCCCCGGCGACCCCCCCACCGAACACAACACCCCCACCACAUCCAAAGCGGCCACAAUUGUCAUCAGUCCCGACCGGGAGGAACUGGCGCUCACCAAAUGCCCGACAGUGUCGGCCGACCUCACGCUCGUCGAGGCGACCGACACUCCGGCCGACCUGAACGGCAAAGACGGCGACACUCCGUCGGUGGACGAGAGUGGGGCCGGCGGUCGACGGAUGUCCUCUCAGAUGAAGAAAUUCAUGUCAAAGAAACUGCAGUCGAGUUGGAAUAACGCGGUUCGUGUCAAACGAUUCUUCUCCGAUUCCAUGCAAUUCUGGAAUUAA